AUGAUGACGAGCAAAGAUGGGUUCUUUGCGCUGGUCAUACACCGAUACUGUGCCCAAGACGAGACGCAGUUGGAUGUCCAACCGGGAAGACUUGUGGCCGUGCGACGGGUGGAACCGAGUGGCUGGGCGGGCGUAGUGGAUGUUGAAGGCGGGAAAGGAUGGAUACCGUUUAGGUAUGUGCGGCCCAUUGACGACGAGACGGUGGGUGUAUUGGAACCGAUCGCCCAGCAACUUCGACUCGGUGCUUACCGUGCGAUAACGACGAUCCGGGCUACGGCCACCAACCAUCUCGAGGGGUACUCUUCACCCGAUUCCAACGAAUCUGACGCUCUGGGAGACGAGUGGGCGAAUAUCCCCAAGCAACGGCGGCCCUCGAGGGCGGCGACCAGGCCUCGGGACAUGGAUUCGAGCAAAAUGGGAUCGAAUGGUACGCCCAGAGUGUCUUUGGACGAGGAUGUGCCCGUCCCUACGUAUACGCCAACAACAUCGGGCGAAAAAUCACCUGGAGUCCAGUUUGCGGCUGCUUCGCCUCCAACAUCCUUUGUUCCCUCGCGAGUCCGUGCGUUCAAGCUGCGUUCUCGUUCCAAGUCGCGCGAUGGAGUACGUUCGGACUCCGAGUCGGUCGGUCGUCCGCGUCGGCCUUCGGUCUCUAUUCGUCGCACCCGUGUGAGCAUGUUCGGGUCCCCUCGCGAGCCAAAUCCUGUGGAACAGAUCAGACGGUUGGACGCAAGGCCGUGGUAUCUCAAGCCCGUUCAUUUGCCUGCGACCGGCGAGAUUGUCUUGGAUUCCGAUGGGAGUGUGCGAGCUGGCACUCUUGAGGCUAUCGUUGAGCGUUUGACGUGUGAGGCUCCCAGCCGGAACCAGGAAAUCAUGUUGAGACGUGAUGUGUUGUUCACAUACGAGGCCUUUACCACUUCCCAGCAGCUCUUUGAACUGAUCACGGACCAGUAUUCGCUCGAGCCUCCACGCGAACUUGACGAGAGCCAGUUUUUGGAUUGGAAAGAAAACAAGUUACGGCCGACUCAGGCCAGGGUUUUGGAUGUACUCGGAGCGUGGUUGGAUCUUCCUCGCUUGUGCCAGGAUGACCCUGAUCUUAUCCCUCGAAUGCGCGAGUUCCUACAGUUUGUGACCAAACCGGAGAGCUUGGCUUCGGAAGCACGUCGCCACCUCAGGACUAUUGAACAACUAAUCGCACCUCCGGCUCCGCGAUCUCCAACGCCCCAACGUCGGAGACGCAGAUCGGAGAAACAGCGCCCGUUCCCUACACUUUCUUCCUCACCAAACGGCACCCGCGCCCACUCUCAAUCAUUUUCGGGUUUACUUUCUCCCACAAGCCCUGCUAUCCGCUCCGAAAGUCUUCAUAUAAGAACAGAGUCUACCAGUCCAUCUCGUGGGUUUACGAGUCCCAUUCAGCGAUCAACCAGUCCGAGAUUAGGAUUCAACAGUCCAAUCAGCCGAGCCGCGAGCCCGAUUCUCAACAAUGACGAGGGCUUACGACCUAGUAGUCCAUUAAUGUUGAGCACAUCGAUGACCUCGCUCCCUUCUGCCGUGACAAAGCAGCAGAAACAGCAGGGAGAACUGGGGUCUGGUUUGGGCAGGGCUAGGUCUCAGAGGCAUGCCAGUGCGAGCUACCCUCGAUCUGAAUCGAGGCAGGCCGAUUUAGCCUAUACAGCUCUUUCCGAACGUUCGCACAGUUCGCAUGGGCAUAGUUCACAUGGACACAGCUCACAUGGACACAGUUCGCACGCACACGGUUCAAAGCAUUUGCCCUCGGCUGUGAACGACAUCGAUCCGACCGCACUCGCUCACCACCUGACGCUGCUCGAAUCCGGGCUGUACAUGCGCAUCAAGCGGAAACAGGUGCUCGAAUGGCACAAAACUAGCAGUUCAACUGAAGAUAGCAACGCAACCGUAAACGAUUUGCGUAACUUUUGCGUGACAUCCGAUCGAUUGGCCGGCUGGGUCAAGUGGAGCGUCUUGAGCCUGGGGACCUCAGUUAGACGUGCCGAGGCCGUGGGGACUUGGAUUCGUGUUGCCGAGAAAUGCCGCCUUUUGAAUAAUAUUUCAUCUCUUGCUGCUAUCGCUGCCGGUCUCUCUUCUUCUGACAUCUCCCGUCUUCCGCAUACAUGGCACCUAGUCCCUUCUGCGCGUGCACAAAGACUUGAAGAUCUAGUGCUGUUAACUAGUCCAGCUGGAGGGUUCGCGCAGCUGAAGAUCUUCUAUUCAAACGUCAAGUUCGCAGUUCCGUUUAUUGGGAUGUAUCUAACGGCUAUAGUGCACGCCGCCGAUCAAUUCAAGGACCACUUACCUUUCCCCGUCCCGGCAGACAGGAGCCCCAGGGAUGAAGACGGAUGGGCCACAGACGGGGGUCAUAGCGAACCAGUUACACCCACCCAGACACAGGCGCGGUCUAAAUCUUCACGAAUGAGCAUCGGAUCUCCUUCUCCACUCUCCUUGAACGCCGUACCUCCCCCUCUCAAGUUUAACUCCAACGCCUCACCUUCUCAGUCCCGCCGACUACCUUCAGAACCCCCGACCCCGACGCUCUCCAUCGCACCUUCGUCUCCGACUACUUCCACUCUCGGCUCACAAACCAAACUCAUCAACUUUGCGAAACGCCAUAAGCAAGCGGAGAUUAUCCACGCUAUGCUCAAGUUCCAGGGUCAUCCGUAUACCGUCUCGAGCCAGAGCGAACCUCAGGGAUCCACAUCCUCGCCUUACCCCCACCCGUCCUCGCCUUCUUCCUCGUCGUCCUCAUCGGUGACCCUCAUUGCCUCUGCCGGUGGUGUAGCAUGGGUAGAAGAGCAGCUGUCUCGUGCGGCGAUACUGACGCUCGGAACUGAUUGGACUUACGACCGGAGUCUAAGAUUGUACGAUGACGAGACCGGUGGUAGGACCAGUGGUGCAGUGGAUAAGGAGAACAUGGCCGCUGCGGGUUUCUGA
Rhizoctonia solani is the source of this 2943-nucleotide messenger RNA. RefSeq names its product RasGEF domain-containing protein. Bases 1 to 2943 code for a protein of 980 amino acids. The record is from RefSeq and is a predicted model, not a curated record. Lineage: Eukaryota; Fungi; Basidiomycota; Agaricomycetes; Cantharellales; Ceratobasidiaceae. The transcript has 7 exons. Gene Ontology annotation, molecular function: guanyl-nucleotide exchange factor activity; protein binding. Gene Ontology annotation, biological process: positive regulation of GTPase activity; Ras protein signal transduction. Gene Ontology annotation, cellular component: plasma membrane.